Molecule: messenger RNA, 1467 nt
Organism: Paracoccidioides brasiliensis Pb18
Exons: 5
Coding region: 1-1467 (488 amino acids)
Biological process (GO): transmembrane transport
Cellular component (GO): membrane
Molecular function (GO): transmembrane transporter activity
Source: RefSeq, a predicted model, not a curated record
AUGGAGACAGCCUCCAAUUCUGAGAAAUUGACCACAGAAGGCUUCGAGAGAAGCCAACAGGGGCGCAUUACUGAUGGUACCUUUAUCGAUGACUCAGAAGAUGCUUGUCUCGACUAUUCUGGCGUAAGAAAGAGAUUGAGUCAAGAGGAAAUUGCGCUUGUCAAGAAGCUGGAUAGAUGGAUCAUGCCAACUCUUUGGGCUAUGUACUGGCUUAAUUAUCUCGAUCGAAAUGCCAUCGCACUCGCCCGGCUAGACAAUCUCGAGGAGGAUCUCGACCUCAAGGGCAACGAAUACAACACAUGCAUAUCUAUUCUCUUUGUCGGAUACUUAAUCGGACAGAUACCAUCCAACAUGUAUCUCACAAGAACUAAACCAUCAUACUACAUGUCGACAUUCAUGGCUCUGUGGGCCAUUGUUUCCGGCUUAACAGCUGUAGCAAAGGAUUUCAAGGGCCUCUUGCUAACACGCUUUUUCCUCGGAGUCUUGGAGGCCCCCUAUUACCCCGGUGCGUUAUACUUACUAUCAAUCUUCUAUACUCGAAAGGAGAUAGCAACUCGGAUUUGCAUUCUCUACUCUGGCAAUAUUUUAGCCACGGCUUUCGCAGGUUUAAUUGCUGCCGGUAUUUUUGAAGGAAUGGAUGGUCGUGCGGGUAUUAGGGGAUGGCAGUGGCUUUUCAUCUUACUCGGAAUUGCUACGUUUGUAGUCUCCCUUGGAUCAGCCUUUACACUCCCGGACGAUCCACUGAGCACCAGAUGGCUCACACCGAAAGAACGGGAACUAGCCGAUAGUCGCAUCGCUCGUGAAACCGUUGGCUGGCAAGCACAAACCACGACCUGGGCUGGUCUGAAAGAAGCGGCCAAGGACUACCGCAUGUGGAUAUUUGCCAUAAUGCAGCACUUGCAUCUUGGUGCCAAUGGAUUCAAGAACUUCUUCCCUACAGUGAUCCAGACCCUUGGGUUUAGUAGACUAAUAACACUAGUUCUGACAUGUCCACCGUAUCUGAUUGCUGGCCUGGUCUCUGUCUUCUGGGCGAUGAGCUCUGGGAGAUUCAACGAAAGAACCUGGCAUAUAACGGCAGCCAAGGCCAUUGCAGUGGUCGGUUUCGCAAUCGCAUGCGCUACCCUCAAUAUGGGGGCUCGAUAUGCGGGGAUGGUAAUUUUUACCACUGGCACCUAUGGGGUUAAUUCGAUCGUUUUAGGUUGGGUGGGUUCCACCUGUGGCCAAACGAAGGAGAAGAAAUCGGCAUCCCUCGCAAUAGUCAACACCAUUGCCAAUGUAGCUUCAAUAUGGACUCCUUAUCUUUGGCCCGAUUCAGACAAGCCACGUUACUUGAUCGCCAUGUCUUCCAGUAUUGGACUGUCGAUUGCAACGGUGGUCGCGGCAUGGUUUGUGCGCAGUAUUCUCAAGAGGAUGAAUCAGAAGAUCAAGCAUGAGAGCGAUGCGGCUGUCCUCAUAUAUGCUUAUUAA